ACUCACUCUCUUCAGCUUCCCUCGACCAAGGGCCAAGGGGGGUUUACUGUUCCUCGCCGCCCCUUCCCCUCGCGCAACCAGUGGCCUGAAAUCCGCGGGCUACGGGUCACUAUGUACGGUCGCGGUCCAUGGAAGUGGUCGCGGACUUCAGGAAGGAAGAGGAGGAGGGUGGAAGGCGAAGAGAAUCAGAGCGUGCUUCUGCAUGACGUGCCGAGGCGGAUUGUUUGGGGGAGAAGAAGUCACCUUGAUGCAACAGCUUGGAUCUGUGAUGUUUGCCAACAUCAGAACGAGCCAACUCGACAUCUGUUCGUGGAUCUUCCUGCUUUCAGCUGCGGCAACUGUGAUGCUAAAGCGAAACGAGUCAAUUUUCGUUUCUCAUUUGGGAACCUUGCUGGCAAUGGGAAAUGCCCAAUUGGGAAGAUUCUUGAUCAGGGAAAUACAGAUGAUUGUUUGCUGUUUGCUCUUGCAAAAGGAACUGAAAUAACAGCCAGGAUUCGAACCAUUUUGUCCGGCAGCAAAGAUAAAAUCCCCACCCUGGAUCCCUAUAGGUUGAAGAAAAUGUACAAGUCUUCCAGAUUGGCGGAAGGGACUGGAGGAAAAAUAUCUUAUAAAGAUGCAGAGGCGAUGAUGAAGAUGAUCGAGUUAUUAGAAACAAAUGGAAUACCAAAUAAGGCUCGCACUCGUACUUAUAAAAUUGGAGGGGUGGAUGAAACUUCUGAACAGUUUGAAGAUAUUGCUACAGAGUUAGCAAACGGAUAUCCUCUUAUAGUUGACAUAUUUCCUGGGAGUGGGUUUUCAGACUUGUCAUAUCGCGAAGUAUACAAGUGCCCAUUCAACUACAAAACGAAACCAGCUGGACGCAGAGCUACUUUACACACGGUGAUCUUGGUGGGCGCGGGAAGGUGGAAUCAUGGUGAUUACUACUACUUCCUGAACAGUUACGGUGAGCAUUGGUGCGUAAGAAUCCAUAAGAAAACCCAUCGCCAAAUUGGAGGGAUUGGCAAAAUUUGCCCUGAAGACAUCUGCUUCCCACCGUACAAGUUCUUCAGAUGUAUGUAGCUCUUCUUAGCUGCAACGAAGAUGCUCAAUCAAAGCGGUUAACUCUAAACCUCGUGGACUUGUGGUGUCGUGAUUCAUGGAUCAUUUUGUAGACUAUUGUGUCUUGUAUGGACUUAUGUUGUCGUAGAUGAUCUUGUGGAGCCUCUGUUGGUGAAUGAUGAUGGAUUUAGCUUUUGUUUGUACUA
Brachypodium distachyon (stiff brome) is the source of this 1244-nucleotide messenger RNA. RefSeq lists its product as uncharacterized. The transcript has 4 exons. The coding region runs from base 112 to 1059 and encodes 315 amino acids. Lineage: Eukaryota; Viridiplantae; Streptophyta; Magnoliopsida; Poales; Poaceae. The record is from RefSeq and is a predicted model, not a curated record.